Molecule: messenger RNA, 5273 nt
Organism: Gadus macrocephalus (Pacific cod)
Lineage: Eukaryota; Metazoa; Chordata; Actinopteri; Gadiformes; Gadidae
Gene: usp12b
Product: ubiquitin specific peptidase 12b
Exons: 10
Coding region: 453-1643 (396 amino acids)
Biological process (GO): protein deubiquitination
Cellular component (GO): cytosol; nucleus
Molecular function (GO): cysteine-type deubiquitinase activity; cysteine-type endopeptidase activity
Source: RefSeq, a predicted model, not a curated record
UACAGCUACAAAAAACUAAAUUAUAUCUUAAUAUAUAUACGUAUAUAAUAUACAAUAUUUAUACCAAGAGUAAAAGAAGGGUAAAAAAGAAAAACAAAAAUGCCACCAUCAUUGACAGCUGAGGUCGGCUGACAUAUCAGUUUGUUUUUACUCCGUCGUUCCGGUCCACUUCGGGGACAGUCGUUUUCUGUCAUUGUACCUCCAGUUGUGAAGCUCAAUGCGGAUUCUAUAACCUCAACAGUCUGUCUCACACGGCACCGCCCCACGCCGUGGUAUUAUGCCUUGAACCAAGCAACCCUGCACGGUGCGUCAGCGACACUCCCUCCUCCACCACCACCACGACCACCAGACAGGCCGGACGGGCGGAAAGGUUUCCCCGGAACUCUGCAGCCCUAUUCGGCUGCGAUCGUUUCUAAACACAGGUGGUCCAGGUCCAGUAUGGAGGAUUACGGAUGGAAAUACUGAUGACAGUCCGAAAGAUCGCCUCGAUUUGUACGAUGGGCGCCAAUGCCUCCGCUUUGGAGAAGGAGAUUGGACCGGAACAGUUUCCCGUAAAUGAACACUACUUCGGAUUGGUCAAUUUUGGAAACACCUGCUACUGUAACUCCGUCCUGCAGGCGUUGUAUUUCUGCCGGCCGUUCAGAGAGAAAGUUCUGGCAUAUAAGGUGCAGCCAAGGCGUAAGGAGUCUCUGCUCACCUGCCUGGCCGACCUCUUCAACAGCAUCGCCACGCAGAAGAAGAAGGUGGGGGUCAUCCCCCCCAAGAAGUUCAUCUCCCGUCUGAGGAAGGAGAAUGAGCUCUUUGAUAACUACAUGCAGCAGGAUGCCCACGAGUUCCUCAACUACCUCCUCAACACCAUCGCGGACCUCCUGCAGGAGGAGAAGACCCCUGAGCAGCAGGCCCACAACGGGAAGCUCCUCCACAACGGAGGAGCGGGAGGAGCGGGAGGGGAUGCGGGGGGAGACGUGGGGGGAGGCGGAGGUGGAGGGGGAGGAGGUGGAGGAGGGAGUAGUGGGGGGACGAAGGAGGCGCAGCGCACCUGGGUGCAUGAGAUCUUCCAGGGGACGUUGACCAACGAGACACGCUGCCUCAACUGUGAAGCGGUGAGCAGUAAAGACGAGGACUUCCUUGACCUGUCCGUCGACGUGGAGCAAAACACCUCUAUCACACACUGUCUCAGGGGCUUCAGCAACACAGAAACGUUAUGCAGUGAGUACAAGUACUACUGUGAACAGUGCCGCAGCAAACAGGAAGCACAGAAGAGGAUGAGGGUGAAGAAGCUGCCCAUGAUCCUGGCGCUGCACCUCAAGAGGUUCAAGUACAUGGACCAGCUGCACCGCUACACCAAGCUGUCCUACCGCGUGGUCUUCCCCCUGGAGCUGCGGCUCUUCAACACCUCGGGCGACGCCACCAACCCCGACCGCAUGUACGACCUGGUGGCCGUCGUGGUGCACUGCGGCAGCGGUCCCAACAGAGGUCACUACAUCACCAUCGUUAAAAGCCACGGCUUCUGGCUGUUGUUUGAUGACGACAUUGUGGAGAAAAUCGACGCCCAGGCCAUUGAGGAGUUCUACGGGCUGACGUCGGACAUUUCCAAGAACUCUGAAUCGGGUUACAUCCUGUUCUACCAGUCCAGAGACUGAACAACUCCGCCAAUGGAAGAGCCCCCAAACGGACUGUCAAUCAGCAGAAAGUGGGCGAUGCCUCCCCUCCCCCUCCCCCUCCCUACAGGCCCCGACUCCAACACGCCCAUAUUAGUGUUCAGGCCUUAUUUCCUGUUGCCGGAGCGUUGCACUGGACCGCCCCCUUUUUGGAAGAUAAACGAGGUUGUUGCGAGCCUCUUGUUUUUCAGUUUUUUUAAGCCUAUCCCAUCAUGCAUUGCGAGGUUCAACUGAAAUGGUUGGAUUGGCUUUGCAGUGCAUUUUGGCAUUGAGUCCUGAGAGGCUUGCAUGUGAUUGGUUGUGGUUGGAGAAUCGUGGUGGCCGGGGAUUGGUCGAAGCAUAUUAAACAAGUAGGAAAACAAGCCGGUUGGUCGGUGAGGUGAGCGAGUACGUUUUGGACACGGCAAUGCGAGUGGCUGUCUUCACGCACACAUCGUACGGUGCUUAACAUCGCUGAAAAAGAUCAAACGGUUUCUUUGACCCUCUUCACUGUGCGUAUAGUUAGCAUCUCAUUAGCGCUGUCUGUAGUCACCAUAAGGGCUUAAGUGUUUGUAUGUUUGCUUGCUUGCUUGCUUGCUUCUAUAUGGGAUGUAUAUCUUCACCACAAGCCCAGACUGAAAUAAAUAGUUAAUUUACUGAAACCGGAGAAGGAGAUGAGCUGGGACUGUUCACAACUCUUCAUCUAGUAAAACAGCACCAGUCGCUAUCACCUGCUAGCUAAAGUGUACAGCUAUAGCCGCUAGCUAGGAAUGCUCACUACAGCCCUCAGCUAAAGCCACUAACUAUAGCUGCUAGUGAUAGCCCCGAGCUACAGCCAGUCAGAACUUCAUUAGUCAACCAUUAUAAGUUUAGCCUAUUUAGUUAUUCUAGGUAAAGUCCCUCAUGGUCAUAUGCUGCUCUGAAAAAACACUAGCAAACAAAGUAGCUGAGACACGCAUUGUAUCCCACCAAAUGCUGACGAAUUGGCUUUUAUGGGUAUUCAUCACAAAUGAUGGGAAACCAACCCUUUGGUUCUGUUACGUAAACAGUGGGCACGACAGAGCUGUGGUUGGUGGCUUGGCUUAGCUGCUGCGGACAGUGCCUUUCCUUAUCGGUUGUUGGGUGGCCAUAACUGGUUUCACUGGUAAUACUUGUUGGCAGGGCAGAGUGGCUAAAAAUAAGGCAAGCUUUGAGUGGUCAAUUAUUCAGAAAUGUCCCUCGACAAUGCCCCAUGUUUCUGAUCUCCAGGCCAUUUAGCAGUUGGAAUACUUCCCCCUUCCCGUUCACAUCACAGCCAUCUCUGAAGGACGAACACGGGAACUAAUGGCCAAUACACCUUCCCUUAAUCCAUGGCAACGCUGAGCCAUUUAUAUAUUCGUCAAAACAACCAUGUACCAAUUGGUCAGAAUGUAAUUCCUCCCCUUCUUGUCUGUGGUUUAUCCUUACAUCUUCCACAUAUAGUUUGAUCCAAACUCCCCCCUGUUUCAGAAGCUAGCCAAACCUUCCCUCUAUUUAUUACUGCACUGGCCAGGAUCUUCAGCAAAACAAUUGACCUGCUGUGUACCGAAACCCUCCCCGUCAUAGAAGUGUAUUGUUCUUGCAUCGCAGCCUUUGCCAAUGGAGGCUCAAAGAAACGCUUAAGGCAUUUAACAUUUAGUAUGUUUGUCAUUAGACCACCACCUUUAUCAUCCUAGAGCUUUAUGAAGCUAAGCCAACUGGUUUUCUCGCUAGUAACAAAGUCUUCCACCCAUUAAUUGGUUCAUUUUCCAGGGGUCUGUGGUUCAAUCUAAGUUAGUGCUUUUAACGGAUACGAAGCGAUGGCAAACGGCUGGGGCAGUGACACCCACAGGUGAAGUGUGGCAUUGCACCUGGUAAUGCUACUUUCAGCCAUGCAAUUACAAUGUUUUACCAGAGGUGGAGCCGUUUCAGAUGUUUGAUGUCUAUGUUAUAUUGCCGUCCUCGUAGUCAGUCGCUUCAGCCCGCACGCUUCUUCUUUCCUGAUUUAUUAUUUUGCGUGGCAUGGAUUUUAAAGAUCAGUUGUGCUUCUGUGAUUAGAGGCUGGGGGUUUAUCCAGUGUUGGCCAGUGCCAAGUCACUCUGAGGUCCAUAGCUAGUUCAACAGUAGACCUAAAUACUGUUCUAUCACCACCUCUGCUUUGUUUGAAUGCACAAAGACACCAAAUAUUGUUUUUUAAAUGAUUGAUUGUUUUGUUUAUGUUGUUUACUCCGUGCUACACUGCCAGUAAGCUUAAUGUCCUCCCUGUUCAACUGGGUAUAUUUGAAAAAUAUAAAAUCUAGAUCAACCAUAUUGUGCUGACUAUACUUGACUUCCACUGGAUGUUGACAAACAAGUGCAACCUUUCACUCCCAAGUAACAACUAUUUUUUAACGAAAACAAUAGUCAAUAUACUAAUUCUCGUCAGUUUCUUAAAAUGCUCUACAGCUGCUAGUCCAUCUGCACACUGGAAGGAGUAUAUUCUUGAAUGUAGGUCUGUCUGCCGUUGAAAUGUACAGUCAAAUGUUAAAACAGAUCCACAGUUUGACCUGCGGCAUCAAGUAGGGGCGUCUGGUCAACCAGACGACCAGCGAAGGCUUAAUUUACACUAAUUCUCUAAUUGAGACUCAGCCGAGGACAUUGAGCCAAUCGGUAAUUUACGGCUGCGUCCCAACCGAACACGACUUUAAAUCGUACUAUCUCCGUCCGUAUCCGGUCCUAUUUUGAAGUCUGAACCUGAACUACCUAAUUAACAUUUCAUAAAAGUGUUGCUUUUAACAGAACAAUGUUCUUUGUUGAAAUAAGUUUUACAUUUAAGAAAAGUGAGGAGAUUUGGAAGGACGUUUAUGCAGCAUAUAGUCACGCAACGGGGAUUUUGAAGGCAGGUUAUGUCUCUAAAAAAUAAUGGCAUCCAUUUAUGCAUUUUGUUAUGUUGCUAUUCCAUGAAUGAGGAAAAAUAAGUACACUUUGAAUGACAACAUUCAACAUGCAAAUAAUAUUACACAGGGGUCCAUAGUUUCACUGCCCCUUACUCUACAAUAACCAUCAGUUAUCUCAUCUUUAUCAGCGUUCACCUGUAAACUGAAAUUAAAGGCGAUUUAAUUAGCAGUCGCUAAGCGAAUGUCAACACUAUAGGUUAUUUUUUUUGUAUUUAAAUCCAAUUAAUGUUAUUCUAAUCAUUGUUUUAUGUUGCAUUACUUUUGACUUGGUGUUAACGUUCCUUGUGUUAUACUUUACUAAUUACCAGUCUACCGUUGUUGAGUAGACGCCUCGCGAUAACCUGGUUUUUUUAUGAUUACCGUUUUACCGUUUCUAGUAUGAGAUGUUGAUGUGUACAUAAAUACAGAUGUUAUUAUUGGAUAUAUGAAUAUUUGCUUGCUUGAAAUAAUCCACAGCCCAGAAAAUUAUUUCUGAAAUGCUUUAUUUUAUUCCUUAACGGGCUGUCCCCGAAGACCAAUCACUAACUGGAAGCAGAAUGACCCCGCCCGCCUGGUGCUCCAAGUAUAACAAACCAAACCAACCAAAUGUCGUUGAGGCUGUACUGUAUAUUUGACCGGUCACUAAUGCCAAGGGUUACGAGGUUGUCCGGUUGAGGGGGGAAGGGGGGGGAUCUAAGCAAAUAAAAUGUUUAAUAAUUCA